CGCUGAAAAACGAGCCGCAAUUCUACUCCCGUUGAGCAGGUAUGGCGGAGAUCAGGAAACGGAAUAAAGGCAUUGAGGCAGAGGGCUCUGCCGCAAAAGAGCAAGAGAGUCCAGUAGAGCGACCUCCUGCCCCCCGUCCUGAAAGGAGACAGCGGGAGCCGGUACCCCAACGACUGGACGGUAUUGUCCUGGACCCGUAUGUUUUCUUUGCUGUAAAGGUCCUGGCUGUCGCAGUGGUGGGUUUACUCCUGUGGGUGAUUUUCUACGGUAACCAGGGUCUAGGCGGUAAACCAUUCCCGGAGCCCGCCACAGUAGGAUCUCCACUUCUAGAUUCUUCAGCUUUAGAGGUCGUAGCAGACCUACCGAGCCCACCAGGUAGUGUUGCAGUGGCACAUGAUGGGCGGAUUUUUUUCUCGUUUCAUCCACAGCACGGACAUGACACCAAGCUUGCAUAUUGGGAUCCUGCAAAUAAAACCUAUACACCUUUUCCAACCAUCCGCAAUCAGCUUGGGUUCAAUGCAAUCACCGCUGUCGUGAUCCACAAUAGAACGCUCUUUGUACUUGAUCACGGGUUGUAUGGUGCGGUGGCCCCAAUGCUUGUCUGGUGGGAUUUGACCACUAACAAGGAGAAAAUGCGGUACAUGCUGGCUGACUUGGCAGGCUAUGGCUCUACCCUGUCUUCCCUUUCUGUGCAUCCGGAUGGCCGAAGAGUAUUCAUCACCGACAGUUCUAUGCUUCGCGGUUUUCCAUCUAUCAUCGAGGUGGACACAUUCCAAUUGACCGCUGCAAUUGUCCUGUCUUCAAAAAAGCUGCGUGCAGAACCGUACUUGUUCACAACCGAUGUGGACACUAAGGGGCCGCGUCCCCUUAAAUGGUCAUAUUUCAAUCUCCUUCCAUGGCGGCCAGCUGUGUCCUCCAUCAUUGUAGAUAGGAGUGGGGAAUGGGUCUAUUUUGCAGCCACGGCAUCAAACGUCCUAUACCGCGUUCCUACAGCAGCGCUACAGAAGGCAUUUGACGCCAAAGACCCUACGUUAGCCAAUAAACUUGUCGAGAUCUCAUCAACACACAAGCCAGCAUCUACUGGUAUGCUCACUGGGAAGAAUGGUGAUAUCUUGUUAUCCGACUUCCAGACCUCUUCUAUUCGUGCGUUCGAUCCCACCGCCCCGGCCAGUCACAUGAAACAAAUUGUUCGUGAUCCCACUCUUCUGAGGUGGCCAGAGCAGAUGUCUAUCGGGCCCGACGGGUAUCUGUACAUUGCAAAUAGUGCCUUGCACUUACCGUUGACCGGCCGCAAGGCAUCGAGUGGCCAAAUUCUCAAGAUAAAGAUUUGAGUAGACUUCAUUUCGUCAUGGAACGCAGCAUCAGAUUAGACAUGCACAGUAUGAGUGUAGCAUAGAUAGGACACUCAUAGUAUGAGAAUGAUAUGCGUUGUUUUUGGCACCAAAUCACAAAUUGCCCUACUUUUUGAGUACUCGUGUCCAAAGCCCGAGAGCUCACAAUCUUUCAAAAGGAAAAAAC
Spizellomyces punctatus DAOM BR117 is the source of this 1518-nucleotide messenger RNA. RefSeq lists its product as uncharacterized. NCBI's taxonomy places the organism in Eukaryota, Fungi, Chytridiomycota, Chytridiomycetes, Spizellomycetales, Spizellomycetaceae. The coding region runs from base 42 to 1331 and encodes 429 amino acids. The record is from RefSeq and is a predicted model, not a curated record. The transcript is spliced from 4 exons.